GCCUCAAAGCGACGAGACCUCAGGUCAGUCUGAGCCAACACAACAUUCACAGCUCGAGAAAAUAGCGGGUCAGCGUCAGACAAGUGGCUCAUGCAUAGUCAGAUAUAAAUCAUUGAAUCAAAGCCAACUUUGCUGUGGGUGGAGCUCAAUUGUUCCCAAGGCUCUUGGAAGCAGCUAUGGCCUCCACUAUACACUGCAAUUCGCUUCGUUUGAGCCGACCAUUUCACACCUCAAGACCAUCGACCACCUUUUCCCCAUCUACCUCUUUGGCCUCAAGUCUUCGCAAUUCGGUUUGCACAAAUUCGAAGCCUUUAAACAAAUCGACUUCCAGGUGGGAUAGGAUUGUUUCUGCUGUCGUAUCUGAAGAAAAUGCAAUUGGAUCGAGUUUCUCUGCUACUGAUGUCUUCAAGUUGACAUACUUAGAGGGAAACAGUUGGGUGUGGAAUGUAGGUGGUGUAAACAUCUUGGUUGAUCCAAUUUUGGUGGGCAACUUGGAUUUUGGAAUUCCCUGGCUAUAUGAUGCUGCUAAGAAGGUUCUCAAGAAAUUCCAGCUUAGUGAUCUUCCUGAAAUCAAUUAUUUACUCAUCACACAAAGCCUUGAUGAUCACUGCCAUUUGAAGACCUUAAAACCCCUCUCUGAAAAAUCUCCAAACCUUAGUGUUAUAGCAACUCCGAAUGCCAAGGAAUUACUGAAUCCUCUUUUCAACAAUGUAACGUAUUUAGAACCUGGACAGACCUCUGAUAUUGAAGCAAGUAAUGGUUCUAGGAUCAGAGUUAAGGCUACUGCUGGACCAGUUCUUGGACCUCCUUGGCAACAGCCUGAGAACGGGUAUAUUGUUGAAUCCCCGCAAGGUCAAUUGACUCUUUACUAUGAACCCCACUGUGUGUACAAUCAGAGUUUCAUUGAGAAGGAACGAGCAGAUAUUGUGAUCACACCAGUCAUAAAGCAACUUUUGCCUAAAUUCACUUUGGUUUCAGGACAGGAAGAUGCUGUGAAACUAGCAAAGUUGCUGCAAGCUAAGUUCAUUGUGCCAAUGAAAAAUGGAGACCUAGAUAGCAAAGGGCUCCUUUCAAGCUUAGUUCGGUCAGAAGGAUCAAUGGAAUCAUUUAAGGAGCUCUUAUCAAAAGAGUUGCCAAACUCGAAGGUUCUUGAACCCGCACCUGGAGUGCCGUUAGAAAUUCAGCAAAUUCAAGCUUACAGUAAUGUUUUACCUAUAACUUCAGGAUGAUUAUAGAUAAUAGUCAAAUAUAUUAUGUAACAAAGGCACUAUUAAUUAUGUAAUUAAAAUAAAAUAUUCAGUAUCAGAACUAUCCAGGUUUUUUGUUCUAUCUACAACAGAAAGUCUUAGAUAA
Prosopis cineraria is the source of this 1353-nucleotide messenger RNA. RefSeq lists its product as uncharacterized. Bases 177 to 1229 code for a protein of 350 amino acids. The record is from RefSeq and is a predicted model, not a curated record. NCBI's taxonomy places the organism in Eukaryota, Viridiplantae, Streptophyta, Magnoliopsida, Fabales, Fabaceae. The transcript has 8 exons.